AUGUGUGGUUGGUGACUUUAUCCCCGAUGCUGAGGCGUCUGUAUCCCUGGCACGGGCCGUUCCUGAGCUGCAGCUGGAGUAGACUGUGCUUGCUGAAGCAAAAUCUGUUCACAAUGAAGUUGCAGUCUCCAGAAUUCCAGUCACUUUUCACAGAAGGAUUAAAGAGUCUGACAGAAUUAUUUGGGAAAGAAAAUUAUGAAUUAAGAAUAGCAGGAGGUGCAGUGAGGGAUUUAUUAAAUGGAGUAAAGCCUCAAGAUGUGGAUUUUGCUACCACUGCGACACCGACGCAGAUGAAGGAGCUGUUCCAGUCCCUCGGCGUCCGGAUGAUAAACAACAAAGGAGAGAAGCAUGGGACGGUCACCGCCAGGCUUCAUGAAGAGAAUUUUGAAAUUACUACACUACGGAUCGAUGUCGUCACUGAUGGGAGACAUGCUGAGGUGGAGUUCACAACUGACUGGCAGAAGGAUGCUGAACGCAGAGAUCUCACUAUAAAUUCUAUGUUUUUAGGCUUUGAUGGUACCUUAUAUGACUACUUUAAUGGUUAUGAAGAUUUAAAAAAUAAGAGAGUGAGAUUUGUUGGACAUGCUAAACAGAGGAUUCAAGAAGAUUUUCUUAGAAUUUUAAGAUACUUCAGGUUUUAUGGGAGAAUCGUAGACAAACCUGGUGACCACGAUCCUGAGACUCUGGAAGCAAUUGCAGCAAAUGCAAAAGGCUUGGCUGGAAUAUCAGGAGAGAGAAUUUGGGUGGAACUGAAAAAAAUUCUUGUUGGUAACCAUGUAAAUCAUUUGGUUCACCUCAUCUACGACCUUGAUGUGGCUCCUUACAUAGGCCUACCUGCUAAUGCAAGUUUAGAAGAAUUUAAUAAAGUCAGUAAAAAUGUUGAAGGUUUUUCACCAAAGCCAAUGACUCUUCUGGCCUCAUUAUUCAAAGUACAGGAUGAUGUCACAAAGUUGGAUUUGAGGUUGAAGAUUUCAAAAGAAGAGAAAAACCUUGGUUUAUUUAUAGUUAAAAACAGGAGAGAUUUAAUUAAAGCAACAGAUAAUUCAGAGCCAUUGAAACCCUAUCAAGACUUCAUUAUAGAUUCUAGAGAGGCUGAUGCAACCGCCCGUGUGUGUGAGCUACUGAAAUACCAAGGGGAGCCCGCCCUCCUGAAGCACAUGCAGCAGUGGUCCAUCCCUCCUUUUCCUGUCAGUGGCCAUGACAUCAGAAAAGUGGGCAUUUCUUCAGGAAAAGAAAUUGGGGCUCUACUCCAGCAGUUACGAGAACAGUGGAAGAAAAGUGGCUACCAAAUGGAGAAGGAUGAACUUCUGAGUUACAUAAGGAAGACCUAAAGUGGACUGUAGCUGCUACUGAACAGAAAAUUUGGGCAUUACUAAGAUGGAUCUUAAAAAGGGGUAACUGUCUUAAAGAAAAGUGUUUGCAACUGAAAGAACUGAGUUAUUUAAGGUCUUAUCUGAAUUACAGAAUAAUCUUGUGCCUGAAAAUAGGUGACAGAUCUGUAUGAAAUGUCCUAUUUAGAUGUCCCAGGGGGCUGGAAUUUGUACAAGGUGUGUUGGACUGGUUUGUUGAGGUUGUUGACACAUCCUGUUAGUGAUUUCCUUCACUGUGCACUCCAAGCCUGGGAAAGGUUAGCUUGAGGGUUCUCCUCUUGGGCCUGUUAUUUUCAUAAGCAUUUUCCUUGGGUUUGGAAGAUCAUGUGUGUGGUACCUGAGUAUCAAUCAGGUGGCCUGUAUAUGCAAGUGACAAUACCCCUGCCCUUUGGAGUCCAUUUCUUUCACUAAUGAAAAGGGUAAGCCUAUAUAAUUUGUUCUUUCAAGAUUUGAGCCCUAAAUAUUUUUCAUUGGGUAAAUUUUCAUUGGGUAAAUAGGUACAUAGCACGUUAUUUCAACUGUGACAUUCUGGUUUUCCUUACUGUGUGGGCAAAUACCAAUUUCAGAUCUUAGGAAAGCAUAUUUCUGUUGAAGCCCAGCUAACAGGAAGUGUGACACACAGAGUACUAACCGAGGCUACACUGCACUCAUUUGGACCCAACAUUGUAGAAUCCCAGGUUUGUCAUGUACAAAAACACUUAAAAUAGUAGUAUAUGCAUGUUUUUAUGUAUCAGAGUAGUUUUUAUUUGCAAGUGUCAAUUUAGCAGUCUGAGUAAACCCUGCAGGGGGCAAAUGUUCCCUCUGCCACUGCUUUAGAUGGUGAUGUAAAGGUGCUGCUAAGAAGACAAAGUAGUUUGCAAAAAACAUUACCACCAUCCUGGGCUUGUGAAACAAGGCCUAGGCUAAAAAACCGACAGCAUUUUUGAGCUGCUCUUCCUUUACUUGCUUUACGUGCUACGCAAUAGAACACACAGUUUGUGGUAAAAGACAAGUUUUUGACCUAAAACAAAGUUUAUAGUACACAUGUGAAAGGAUCCAAUAAAACCUUGAAGGUUUAGGCAAAGAGGUAGGUAGCAAAUUGGUCUAAUUCUAGAACUUGACUAGAACUUGAAAAUUAGAUCUAAGGUUGUUGUAUAUUAUUUAAAAUGAAUGUUUAAUUUCAUUUUUCUCUUAAAGAGUCUCAACUCUGAACAAAACAACCUUUAACUUAUCCCUUCUAGUGUCUGUGCUUCAGAGUUCACUGUACCAAAGUUUAAGGUGAACCUAAUCACAAUCAUAGUUCAAACACGCACAUGAAAACAGAGGGGGGAUGGGGGAGCAGCCCAGAAUGUAUAGCUUUUAACUCUCUUUAAUAUAUUUUCAAAAUUUACAAAUGAGUAUCAGAAGUAUUCAAACAAAAAAAUUAAAAUAAUAACAUUGCCUGGCCUCCUUCCAAAAGGGACAUGUGCUGGCUACUCUAGCUUUUGGAACUUGAGCUAUUUGGAGCACUGAUAACAGACAUGCUAUUCCGUUCAGAAGCAGAUGAUUAACCUCACAUUGCAGGAAAUGCAAAUACGCUUUGUGCCAGAAACAGUCUCAUCCCUUUCAGAGAUGUCUUCAUGUCCUACUGAUGACAUGCCACUAGGCAGCUCAGAGUCCACAAGGUAAUGGCACCUGAAGUUGGUAUUCCUAAAAACAAAGCAUUCUGGUCUGCUUUUUAGCCUCCUCACAUACCCUUCAACUAAGAAACUGCAACUUUCCAUGUAAUGUUACUUUUUACUUAGGUAUGCAUAAAGAGCAGUUAUUUCCAAAGCAAAUCUGGUUUUAGAAUACCAACUUGAUAAAUAAUGUUAUCCUACCGUGUUGCUUUACAAGCAGAGUAUUACUUUGUCUGGGCUUAUAUCAUCUUCAGUGUCUGGGAUUGUGGGUAACAGAGCUGAUCUAGUCAAACCCCAAAAUUUUUGGGGUGACAUAUCUUUUUUAGUGGCAGUAAAUUUCCAUCCAAUAUGGCUCGCACAGAUCCUGCACUGGGCAAUGGUCCAGGCAUACCUGCAGAGAGAGAGAGAGGCAUCAGCUACAGAAAUGCAUCGCUGUCCCCUAAGCCUACACAGAAACACAUCACCAAGACAGACCUGAGGCAAAUUCUAAAGAUUGAGAAGAACAAAUACCAGAACAAACUUUCUAAUUUGUAUGUUUCAUUAUGGUAAGGCAUCCAUUUUUACAUAUGAGUUAUUUUUUUCCUCAGUGCCAAGAGAAAGUAAUAUUAAUAGGAGUUCCUUUACAGAAACUGCUGGUUACCAAGAUCACAUUCUACUACAGCUGCUUUUCCUUUGUUGUUUGGUAUCACUGUCAGCCUAGAAACACACACUUCUGUGAGCAUCACACUUAGGGAAUUGGGGGAGAAGAUAAGAUUUUUAACAGAUAUUUAAUCUCAGAAAUACAAGCCGUGUCAUGUAAGAAGAUACUCAGUCCAACUGGCAAGAUGAGUGUAUCACUGUUCCCCACUCAGCCUGCCUUUUUCAAAAGAAAAGGCUGACCUAGGAUUUACUGGACAGAAGACAAAGAGAGUUCCUGGGUGGUGCUGCUGGCCUGGAGUUAAUACUUUGAAAAACCAAGGCCUACUAGGCCAAGCACAGUUGAGUGCUUUCUGUACCUUCAUCUAUUAGAUGUGCUUCAGGUACAGUUUCCCAAGUUAUAAAGCAGUUGAUUCAGAAUGAGCUGACAGGACUAGGAAGUUUGGAUGAACUGUGUAACUUUUUUACUCAAGUAGCUGUUUGUAGCCAUUCAUGAAAUGAAAGGCUUGAAAAUUAUCUGCUAUAUUACAACAACUCUGCUUAAGAUUCUUGAGUUUUUCUGUUUUCUGCCCAGUUAAGACAAAACCAAAAAAGUCACCACCAUGUUACCCGGGAAACCAGCUGUGCUCUGUGGAAGGCCGGCCUAUUAGAUUCAGGUUGCAAGCCUUAUACACGGUAAGCGUCUCGUGCACGUAUCCGUGGGGAUUCACGUAAGCUGCCAUCGGCCCACAUAAGGAUAAACUAAAACAGAAUGAGCACAGAGUCAAGGCCACAUGAAUUCUAGUGGUUAGAUUUUUAAAAAGAACAGAUUUUAAAAACAGUUACAGAUUUUAACCACUUCAGUAGUAGCAGAAUCUUAGUACAAAAACAGGAGGUUGGCAGCCACUUGUAGUCUCAAGAUACAGGUGUGUAUGUGUGUGUAUAUAGUACAAUACACUGAGCUCACCUUCACCUAAAGGAAUCUCAGAGCGGAAAUGCAGGCACAAGGCACUGCGUGGUCAUCCCUGGGCAGGCAUCGUAAGCUAAGACACAGUGUAUGCUCAGCAGCAUGUCCCACUUUACCUUGGGCUGUUUGUGCCCACAGCCUUCAUUUAAGUCCUUAUGAUGUUGUUACAUAAUGCACAGAUUUUCAACAAAGAUUAGGGGGAAAUGUAAUUACUAAAAAUGUAAUAAAGAACUCACCUGAAUAUUU
Molecule: messenger RNA, 4835 nt
Organism: Manis pentadactyla (Chinese pangolin)
Lineage: Eukaryota; Metazoa; Chordata; Mammalia; Pholidota; Manidae
Gene: TRNT1
Product: tRNA nucleotidyl transferase 1
Exons: 8
Coding region: 27-1331 (434 amino acids)
Biological process (GO): RNA processing
Molecular function (GO): nucleotidyltransferase activity; RNA binding
Source: RefSeq, a predicted model, not a curated record